Molecule: messenger RNA, 219 nt
Organism: Puccinia triticina
Lineage: Eukaryota; Fungi; Basidiomycota; Pucciniomycetes; Pucciniales; Pucciniaceae
Exons: 1
Coding region: 1-219 (72 amino acids)
Source: RefSeq, a predicted model, not a curated record
AUGACCUUUUCCUCCGCAAUGCUUUACAUCCCGGCAGUUCUCCAGCAACAAGCCGGGUUGACUCACCCAUCUGGGCCUUGUCUUGUCUUCCGCUCGAACCGAUUCAGUCAUUUGUUGGAUUACGAAAGCCGAUUCAAAUGGCUACGAUCUUCGCAAUCAAGGAAAUCCACCGAUGACGUCAUGAUCCUCAAGUCGCUGAUCACCGAAGCUUCAAGCUGA